This is a messenger RNA of Vespa mandarinia (Asian giant hornet), 3711 nucleotides long. RefSeq names its product protein phosphatase D3 (gene PpD3). NCBI's taxonomy places the organism in Eukaryota, Metazoa, Arthropoda, Insecta, Hymenoptera, Vespidae. Gene Ontology annotation, molecular function: protein binding; hydrolase activity. The record is from RefSeq and is a predicted model, not a curated record.
UUCUUGUAUCAGUUUAGCCUCCCUAAGGUUUAAAUUAUAUUCUCGUAUUCGAUUAUUUUAUAUAUUAGUGUAUAAAUCCACACGAAUUCUGAGAAAUAUUUUCUACAAAGGAUUAAGUUGUUACGAUUAUUACGAUAUUCUGCAUUAUUUAUCGUAAUAAAAGGAGUCAUUUUUUCAGGGUGUUUAUAUGAUAUGAAUGCAUGCAGUGAAGAGGAUUACCGCGUAAAUUAUCUGAAUGAUGUUUUCUAAACAACGAAUCUCCUCAAUGACAAUAAUGACACGAGAUGAAAAAACUGAUAUCAUUAUUGCAUCGUGACAGUAUCUGGUACUUUAAUAACUUUGUGCCAUAUAUGAUUGAAAUCAUCAAGUUUUGAACUUUUACGUUCAUUAGGUGGUUUUCUUUUCGUUAUUCUCUGUGUCACGAGGUUUUUGCGCAACUUAAUUUUCAUAAGAUUUAUACUGGAAAUUAAAAUGGAGAACAGGAAAAGUAAAAAACGUACAAGUAAAAAGAAUAAUAUGUUUGGUAAUUGGGUGAGUGAUGGGCAAUAUGAACAAAGUAAUAACACAAUGUCAAACAUGGAAUAUCCACAAGUUUUAUGGCAACCAGGAAUUCAAUCUCAUAUACCGAAUCAUAAUGGACAACGUUUAUUCGCAGCAAUGUCAGAUCCUAGUGUUUGUGGUUAUUCACCAAUGCCAAUGACAUAUACGAUGGAACCUGUAUCACUUCCAACUAUGUAUAGAUUAUAUCAACCAAUGCCUUAUGGUGUACAUAAUGUUCAUGGUAGACUGAAGCAAAAGUUUUAUCCCAAACCUCCAGUUAUUCCAAAUGGAUAUACUAGUCUGCAAGAGAAUAAAACUAGUUCUACAGUAUUGUCGUCUUAUCAGAAUGGAGAUUAUGCUAGUUUACCACCAGUAGCUAAUAAAAGUAAUGGAAUUAAUGAAGAUGAGAUAAGUUCAGAACAUAGGAGAUAUUCAGAUCCAGGUUUAGGACCUACAGAACCUCCUGUACAUAGUCAGGAUGAUGAUUCGGAUAGUGUUGAUAGCAGUAGCUCUAUUACAACUAUUGGUCGGAGUAACAAAUUAGUUUUAUCUCUCAUUGAACAGAUGGCAGAAUUGAAAAAAAGCAAUGGUCAACUUUUCAAAGAACUUAGUGAGGCUAAAUUCGAAUUAGAGACAAUGAAAUUAAAAUUUUCAGAAUAUAAACAUAGUUCUGAUUAUCAACCAGGAAUGUUGUCAGAUCUUAUUCGCGAGAUCAGGGAAGCGAAUAAAAUGUGCGAGGAAGGAUUAGUGAUAAAAGUACAAUCUAUGAUGGAGGAGAAACAUAAUCAAAGAUUAACAGAAAUAGAUAUAUUAAAGGGCCAAGUGUCGAAACUCAUAAAGGAGAAGGAGGAAACCGAACGACGAGUGUCUAAGUUGGAGAAAGAAGUAACUGCACUGAAGUCGAGCGUAAAAUACAUAUUCAAAGGACAAAAGGACACGUCGGAAGAGAAGAACAACUAUCCGAAUAGUUUGGAUACUAACAAAGCUUUCUUAGUACAUCCGACGGCACUAUGUCGUAAAAUGAGAGAAGAGAGGACUACUUCGACAUCGGGCAAAGGUGAAGUCGAUGGUUACGUCGAACGAAUGAAAAGCAAGUUUAUUAUUAAAAUACUCGGAAUGGGUGAUAACGCCGAAAUUAAAGGAGUAAUAUCACCCGAAGAUGCUGCCAAAGCGGAAAAAUUUAAAGAGGAAGCAAAUGAAUUUUUCAAAAUUCAAGCUUACGAUAAGGCGAUAGAAUUAUAUACCAAUGCCAUAAAAUUAAAUCCUAAUAUAGCAGUUUAUUAUGGGAAUAGAAGUUUUGCUUAUUUAAAGACAGAAUGUUUUGGAUAUGCACUCGUAGAUGCAUCCAAAGCUAUAAAGUUAGAUAAAAAUUAUGUAAAAGGAUAUUAUCGUAGAGCGGCAACUUAUAUGUCGCUGGGUAAAUUUAAAUUAGCUCUUAAGGAUUAUAAAACCGUAACUAGAGCAAUACCAAAUGAUAAAGAUGCAAUGGCGAAAUAUACAGAAUGUUGCAAGAUAUUAAAAAUGUUAGCUUUCGAAGAAGCUAUUUCUGUAGAAGAUAAUAAGAAAAAUAUAGCUGAUAUGAUUAAUUUAGAAGCAAUGGCUAUUGAGGAUGAAUAUGCAGGGCCAAAAUUAGAAGAUGGCAAAGUAACAUUAAAAUUCAUGCAGGAUUUAUUAGAUUGGUAUAAGAAACAAAAUAAAUUGCAUCGCAAAUAUGCCUAUCAAAUUUUAUUAGAUGUUAAAGCAUGGUUUAUGGCACAACCAAGUUUGGUUGAUAUUACCAUACCCGAAGAUAGUAAAUUUACAAUUUGUGGUGACAUACAUGGACAGUAUUAUGAUCUGUUAAACAUAUUUGAAUUAAAUGGACUACCAUCAGAAACUAAUCCCUAUUUAUUCAAUGGAGAUUUUGUAGACAGAGGUUCUUUUUCUGUAGAAUGUAUAUUUACAUUAUUUGGUUUUAAAUUAUUAUAUCCCAAUCAUUUUUUUAUGUCAAGAGGUAAUCAUGAAUCUGCUACUAUGAAUCAAAUGUAUGGAUUUGAUGGGGAAGUUAAAGCAAAAUACUCUGAUCUGAUGGCAGAUCUGUUUACAGAAGUAUACAAUUGGCUUCCUUUAGCACAUUGUCUUAAUAAAAGAGUACUUGUAAUGCAUGGUGGGCUGUUUUCAAGGGAUAAUGUAACUCUAGAAGAAAUUCAACAAAUUGAUAGAAACAGACAACCACCGGAUGAAGGUUUAAUGUGUGAAUUAUUGUGGUCUGAUCCACAACCGCAAAUGGGUAGGGCACCUAGUAAGAGAGGUGUGGGUGUACAAUUUGGCCCUGAUGUAACACAAAAUUUCCUUGCCUUAAAUAAUCUUGAUUAUGUUGUAAGAAGUCAUGAAGUUAAGAAUGAAGGUUAUGAAGUUGGACACGAUGGAAAAUGCAUUACUGUAUUUUCUGCUCCUAAUUAUUGUGACACUAUGGGUAAUCAAGGUGCCUUCAUCACGCUUAAUGGAAAAGACAUGAAACCAUACUUCACCUCAUACGAAGCAGUGCCUCAUCCAAAUGUAAGGCCAAUGAUAUAUGCUAACUCGUUACUAAAAUUCAUGUGCUAGUGGAACAACUUAGGUAUAUUAUUGAAAAAUAAAUAAAUAAUGAUAACUGAAUACGAGUAGCCCAAUCAAAGUGUGUAUAAUAUAUUUGAUACCGAAAAGAAGAUAAGAGCAACUUAUACUUCUCUGCAACAAUAACUAUUGUAUUCUUUUUAGGAGCUAGAUAAUUUUCUGUAUCAUAGUAUAUGUAAAGAAUGCAUAUUAUUGGUGGGUACAAAACUGAAAGAAGUUUGCUUGUUUAAUCAACUUGCAAACAUAUUUAUCAUGUUUUCUUGUCCAUGAUAAGAUCAACGCCUCAUUAUGCAUCAGCAAUUUUUGUUUGCUUAAAGCAAGAAGACGCAGGAGGAAUAUUUCUAUUUUGUACCCUUGAUGGAACCACCUUAUUCAUUAAAGAGAAAUAUAUUUGCGCACAAAUGAAAAAUAUGGUCUAAAAAAAUUUUGGAUAAAAAAAAAGAUUAUAUUAAAAUAUUUAUAUGUAAAAAGUCAAAUUCUAAAGACAGGACUCUUCUUAUUUAUUAGUUCAUUAAUUUAUUCUUUACUGGAUAAUGGUGGUUUCUUUUAUGAAACAAUGAAUAUUAUCAGAAAAAA